This is a messenger RNA of Paramecium tetraurelia, 1575 nucleotides long. RefSeq lists its product as uncharacterized. Lineage: Eukaryota; Ciliophora; Oligohymenophorea; Peniculida; Parameciidae. The transcript is spliced from 5 exons. The record is from RefSeq and is a predicted model, not a curated record.
AUGUCCGUAGUGGAACUUCCAGAUAUUAGACUCUAUUCACACAAAUCUCGUACCAGAUCUAAAAAGAGCGAUUUCGAGAAAUAUCGUAACUCAGCUGUCCUCAAAUCUGUUGACAAAUUGAUUAAACAUAAUAGUCUGUGCUCAGUUUUAGGCUAAGACAGCGACUAUUAUCCUAAACAAUUGGAAGAUCAAAAAAAAGUUGAUGAAGCUUAAGAAGUGCAUGCUAAUUUGACAGAAUUAAAAAAAAGUUGCGAUUACAUGAAAAUGUCUGGAAACAAUAAAGACAAAGAUAUUGAUAAAAUGAGAAAGGAUAUAGAUCAAAUGAGUUAUCAAAUUGAAUAGUAUAAUCAAAGAUAAAAGGAAUUAGAGAGAUAAGAAAAUGAUUACUCAUCUAAAUUAUAAGAAUAAUAAAAAUUAUUAAGUCAAAGCAAUUAUGAUAAGAAGAUUUUUGAACACAUGUUGACAAGAAUGAAAACAGAUUAAGUAAAUUAUUAAUUAAGAGCAAAUCAAUAUGAAAGACAUCUUAGAUAAGCAUUUUUAGCAUGUUAAUCAUCGAGUUAAAAAGCUUUAGAAAUUUAGGUUUUGCAUUAAAAAACAAUGUUGGCCCUGAAAGAAGUGGCUGAUGGAAUUAAACAAUAAAAUAGAAAUAGGGAAAAAAAUAUUUCUAGAUUCAAAAAUGAACUAAAAUAAAAAUAAGAUGUUGAACACAAAAGAGAUGAGAGAAUUAAAAGACAACAAGAGAUUGCAGAGGUUGCUGCUAAUGAUAUUAGAGAUGGAGCAUUAAAAAAAUGGAGAAAGUUAUUAUUAGUUCACAAAUUCUUGAAUUCAUUCCUGAAAAGUAAAAUGCAAAGAGGAAUAGCUUAAUAUCAUCAUUUAGAAAUAGCCUUCUAAAAAAUAAAGGCUUCAACAGGCAUUUCAGAUGCCAAUGAAAUUGUUUAGAAAUUUAUCGGCAGAGAAUAAACAUACUCUCAUUUACUGAUAUCUAUAUCAGAUUAUGAAAAGAAAAUAAAUAAUUUAAAAUAGGAAAAUUAAGACUUAAGAAACAAUUUUACUCAUUUAAAACAAGAAUACAACGACUUGGACAAAGAAUUCUCAGUUGAAAACAAUAAACAAAGAAAUGAACAAACUGAUUAAGAUAAAAUGGUCAUAGAAGUAGAAGAAAAAGCAACAAUUUCAGGACUGCUUCAAAAUAAAUUGAAUACUUGGAUUGCUAGAAACUUGAAGAAGUUAGCAUAACGCAAAGAUAAAGGGUUUCAAGGCAUUAUUGAUGCUAUCAAGGAAAAAUUACUUAAUUUAUCAUAAACUUAAUAAUAAGAAUUACUAAAUAAAUCUAUAUUCAGUUCUGUCUUAGAAUUGAAUGACUAGGAAUUUUUAAAAAGAAAUGUCAGGAUCAAACCAAAACAAUAGAAUUCUCAUUUGCAUUCAAAUAACUCUUAAGAUUAUUCGGUUUUACCUAAUGAUGAUGAAAUUUUUAAUGAAUUGCCGAGCAAAGAUGAAGAAUAAGAGGAACAAGAAGAAGAUAAUCUAUUGAAUUAAUUGAGAGAGGAAGUAAAAGGGAAGGUUUUGAAGAAGUGA